UCUGUAUCGUUUUAGCGUGCUAGAAUAUAGUACGGUGUCGCAGCAACUUUUGCAUCACACCGCACAGUCUGUCUUUGCCGGAUUUUAUGACUACAUUGGGCAAAUUAUAAAGAUAUGCAUGACAUGCCUUGAAAAACAUUACCAGCUCAAGAAUUUGUAAAAUGGGUAAAAAGGAUAAAGACCGGGACAAGAAGUCCAAAAAACGCUUCUAUGAGGAGGAAGAAGACGAUGAAGAGGUAGUGGGCGGUGAAUCUCAGGAGGCCAUACCUGCUGCUGCAGGGAAACAAGUGGAUGAGUCUAGUACAAAACUGGACGAGUAUGGGGCCAAAGACUACCGUGCUCAGAUGCUGCUGAAGAAUGAUCACUCUUCACGACCCCUCUGGGUGGCACCAGAUGGACACAUCUUUCUGGAAGCCUUCUCACCAGUGUACAAGUACGCGCAGGAUUUUUUGGUGGCCAUUGCAGAACCGGUGUGCAGGCCUAACCAUAUUCAUGAGUACAAAUUGACAGCCUAUUCCCUGUAUGCUGCUGUCAGCGUGGGGCUGCAGACCUCUGAUAUUGUGGAGUACCUGCAAAAACUCAGCAAGACGUCUGUACCUGAUGGAAUCGUGCAGUUCAUUAAGCUCUGCACAGUGAGCUAUGGCAAAGUGAAGCUGGUGCUCAAACACAAUAGGUAUUUUGUUGAGAGCGCCUUCCCCGAUGUGAUCCAGCGCCUUUUGCAGGACAACGUGAUCCGUGAAUGUCGACUCCGAACUGCAGACGGGGCAGACACUGAGCUCAUAACUGAAGUCAUCCACAGCAAAUCGGCGAUCUCAAGGUCUGUUCAGGAAAAGGGAGGUACUUCCACCUCACAGCAGCCAGGCGAUGGACAAGCGUCGACCCAGCAGGUCCCUGAGGACAUCUUCAGCUACUAUGAGCAGAUGGAUAAAGAAGAGGAGGAGGAGGAAGAGACUCAGACUGUGUCCUUUGAGAUUCGCCAAGAGAUGAUUGAAGAGCUGCAGAAGCGCUGUAUUCAGCUGGAGUACCCCCUACUUGCAGAGUACGACUUUCGCAAUGAUACAGUCAACCCAGACAUCAACAUAGACCUGAAGCCCACUGCUGUGUUGCGACCCUACCAGGAAAAGAGUCUGCGGAAGAUGUUUGGGAAUGGACGCGCUCGCUCCGGCGUCAUCGUGCUGCCCUGUGGAGCAGGAAAAUCUCUGGUGGGCGUGACGGCAGCGUGCACAGUCCGUAAACGCUGCCUGGUACUGGGUAACUCCUCAGUGUCCGUGGAGCAGUGGAAGGCUCAGUUUAAGAUGUGGUCCACGAUUGAUGACUCUCAGAUCUGCCGCUUCACCUCAGACGCCAAGGACAAGCCAAUCGGGUGCUCAGUGGCCAUCAGUACCUACUCCAUGCUGGGUCACACCACAAAGCGCUCCUGGGAGGCUGAGCGAGUCAUGGAGUGGAUGCGGAGCCAGGAGUGGGGACUCAUUAUCCUGGAUGAGGUGCACACUAUCCCCGCCAAGAUGUUUCGACGUGUUCUAACUAUUGUCCAGGCACACUGCAAACUGGGACUCACUGCCACACUGGUCAGGGAAGAUGACAAGAUUGUGGACCUCAACUUCCUAAUCGGGCCAAAACUAUUCGAGGCCAACUGGAUGGAAUUGCAGAACAAUGGCUACAUUGCUAAAGUCCAGUGUGCAGAAGUGUGGUGCCCAAUGUCGCCAGAGUUUUACAGAGAGUAUGUGGCCAUUAAGACGAAGAAGCGCAUCCUGCUUUAUACGAUGAACCCCAACAAGUUCCGUGCUUGCCAGUUCCUCAUCCGUUUCCACGAGCGGCGCAAUGACAAGAUUAUCGUCUUUGCUGACAACGUCUUCGCCUUGAAGGAAUACGCCAUUCGCCUCAACAAGCCUUACAUCUAUGGUCCAACCUCCCAGGGGGAACGUAUGCAGAUUUUACAGAACUUCAAACACAACCCCAAGAUCAACACCAUUUUCAUCUCCAAAGUUGGAGACACCUCAUUUGACUUGCCAGAGGCCAAUGUUCUGAUACAGAUAUCCUCCCAUGGCGGAUCACGCAGACAGGAAGCCCAGAGGCUUGGCAGAGUCCUACGAGCCAAGAAAGGAAUGGUAGCAGAGGAGUACAAUGCGUACUUCUACUCACUGGUGUCCCAGGACACCCAGGAAAUGGCUUACUCCACCAAGAGGCAGAGGUUCCUGGUGGAUCAGGGAUACAGCUUUAAGGUGAUCACAAAGUUGGCAGGUAUGGAAGAAGAAGACUUGAUGUUCUCCUCCAGAGAAGAACAACAGCAGCUGCUUCAGAAGGUCCUAGCUGCUUCAGACUUGGAUGCUGAGGAGGAAGUGGUGGCUGGCGAGAUGGGCGUACGGCCACAGUUCUCAAGGCGAACAGGAACCAUGAGCUCCAUGUCAGGUGCAGAUGAUACGGUCUACAUGGAAUAUCAGAGUCGAGGCAGCAAAGCUCUCAUUGCAAACAAGGGCAUACAUCCACUGUUUAAGCGCUUCAGAAAAUAGAAAGACUGACUCAAACCUUGAAGCCCUCCUCAGCUGCAACAGGGCAAUAGGAUGGAAUUUGGUGCCCAGUACAGGGGCUGAGGUCUGGACUACCAGCAACAGGUUCAGAUAAUCCAGCUGGUGCAUUGCUUCCGUCUUGUAGCUGAUGAUGAAUGAUCGCUGAAAUUACCUCUGCAUCUUGUCAAGAAUGCAGCAAAUUCUUUUGAAUGCCUGCAAGACCCUAUGUGAUAAAUAUGAACAUUUUAGCUCCUGCUUCUGUAAACACCUACAUGCACGACUGUUGCAUAUGAAAUACAAACUCUGCCAAUGAACCAAUCAUGGCCAAUUAGGCUUUGUUUCUGAGAUUCAAACCAAAUUCCACAGAUGUUGACUUUGCUUGCGGUACAUUUCAGCCACAAAUGUUGGCAUGUAGGAUGAAAGUGGGUAGGUGUAGGUGAUGUUGGGUAGCUAAAGAUCAGUUCUCAGUCAUAUCACAGCGAAUGAUAGGCUGUUUUACUGACAACUCAAUGGGAAGGCUUUUUGUCAGUAUAAAAUUUUGUAAAUGUGGCUACAUUUUAUGUGUUGAAACAUCACAGAUUAAAACUUCAUAAUCGGUGGGCAUUAACUUGUUCACUCAUAUUUUGUUCCGGAAGCAACUUCUUUAAAAUGUUGCUAAGUAUGUUUUGUAAAAGAAAUGUUUGUUUGAAAUGUUCAUUUUGUGAUUCUUGCUCACAUUCCUAAAGAAUGAAAGUUCUACAUGUUGUUGUUUUUGUUGCUGUUUUAGGCACAAGGAAACACUUGUUUACAUCAGCACCUUUUCAAUUUGUCUAUUAUAUACAGUGGAACAUUAAGCACAAAUGUUUGAUAAAAUA
This is a messenger RNA of Scatophagus argus, 3361 nucleotides long. It is a transcript of the gene ercc3, whose product is annotated as excision repair cross-complementation group 3. The record is from RefSeq and is a predicted model, not a curated record. Gene Ontology annotation, cellular component: nucleotide-excision repair factor 3 complex; transcription preinitiation complex; transcription factor TFIIH holo complex. The transcript has 15 exons. Gene Ontology annotation, molecular function: 3'-5' DNA helicase activity; DNA binding; hydrolase activity. Gene Ontology annotation, biological process: transcription initiation at RNA polymerase II promoter; nucleotide-excision repair. Lineage: Eukaryota; Metazoa; Chordata; Actinopteri; Scatophagidae. Bases 162 to 2510 code for a protein of 782 amino acids.